Molecule: messenger RNA, 1419 nt
Organism: Exophiala bonariae
Lineage: Eukaryota; Fungi; Ascomycota; Eurotiomycetes; Chaetothyriales; Herpotrichiellaceae
Exons: 1
Coding region: 1-1419 (472 amino acids)
Source: RefSeq, a predicted model, not a curated record
AUGGCUAUUCAAACACAACAUGUGGAUCUUCUGGUCUUGGGAGGUGGCUUGUCAGGCCUCUCAACGGCCAUGCACGCCUGUGAGAUGGCUGGAGGAAAUGACUUCUCAGUCCUUGUAAUAGAGAAGACCGAAGCACUUGGCGGCUCGUCGCAAUACUCGUCUGGAAUGUUCUGGGCACCAAAAGACAAAAGCAUGGCCCAUGAAACAAUUCAGUACGGAGAGCACGGACUUAUCGAUAAGCUCAUCGAUGGACAUCGAAGUGCAGUGGACUGGUUCCGAACGCAAGGCUUAAGGGUGUCUGAUGAGUUCCCUGGCAUUAUGUCGAUUGGUUUGGGAUAUCCUAUUGACAUAAAAGCUCUCACACAGUUGGCCAUCGAUAAGAUACGUGCUCGAUCCACUGCAAAGAUUCUACUGAACACCUCCGCAAUCUCGCUUUUGCAAGACUACCGUUCAGGCCCAGUACGGGGCGCCAUUAUCCUUCCUGAUGGCGGCGAACCUAUAGAGGUCCAUGCAAAGACUACUGUCAUCUCGAUGGGAGGGUUUCAAGGAUCGCCCAAGCUAGUAUCUCGAUAUAUUGGUCCUGGGGCAGAUAAUAUUUUUGUACGCUCCAACCGAGGCAAUACUGGAGACGGGCUCUCGCUCGCUUCUAAAGCUGGAGCUGGCAGCUCACGAGGGAUGUCCACAUUUUAUGGACAUUUGUUACCGUCCCCGUUACAAGCAUCUGAGGUCGAUCCUUUCCAAUUCCUUCAUAUCGCUCAAUUCCAGUCAAGUCGUACAGUACUUGUGAAUCGACGUGGGAAACGCUUCUGUGACGAGACAAUGGGUGAUGAAGUGUCGAAUCAAGCAGUUGCUCAACAAGAAAACCGAAUCGCUUACAUGAUCCUGUCAGACGAAGCGAGAGAGAAAUAUGCCACAGGAGAGCCCUGGCCAAAUGCUGGAUUUGUGGACCGUAUCCAAAAAGCCAAAGAUGUUGGUGGACGAGUGUUCAAGGUCAAAACUGUUGAAGGGUUGGUACAGGGAUUGGCGACAUGGGGAGUUGCCGCCACAAAUCUGAAGAACACUAUUCAAGGCUAUAAUACCGCGGCAAGGCUUCUGGAAAGUGGUUCAAAGGUCGAUCCCAGCAACCUCGACGCCCCUAUCGGCACAAAUGAGUACGGGAAGCCACCCCAUGGACCGAUAACGGAUGAUAAUGGACCUUUUUGGGCGUUGGAAGUCCAACCGUCCAUUACACUGACAUAUGGAGGUACCAAGAUCAACAGUUCUUCGCAGGCGCUGACCCAGAACGGAAGAGCGAUUGAGAAUCUCUAUGUGACUGGGGUGGACGCUGGAGGCUUUAGCAACUACAGAUAUUGUGCAGGGCUGGCUUUGGCUUGGGUGACGGGGAAAUGGGCAGGUGAGGCAGCUGUGGGUGGAAGAUAG